Messenger RNA from Pseudovirgaria hyperparasitica, 876 nucleotides. RefSeq lists its product as uncharacterized. The record is from RefSeq and is a predicted model, not a curated record. The transcript has a single exon. NCBI's taxonomy places the organism in Eukaryota, Fungi, Ascomycota, Dothideomycetes, Acrospermales, Acrospermaceae. Bases 1 to 876 code for a protein of 291 amino acids.
AUGCCCGGUUUGGAGACCUCUCUUGCGAUUCUCCCCUUCUACCACUUCAUCUCGCCUACGAAGCGGCCAGCUUUCGAAAACCUUCCUCCAUGGAUCCGGGACCGAGUUCAUGCGAAUAGAGUCGCCAGCAGUACAGCAUCGAAAGAUGCAGAAAGAGGAAGGGCUACGUUUGGCUCAGUAUCUCACGAUCCCAAGUACUGGCCACCACCGAAGCCUGUAAAGUUCAAACGACAUAAGAGCGUGCUGCGGGCAUCUGUCAGUAGCCAAGAUGGGCCACAGAAUAAGCAGACCGUUGAGUCAAAGAUCAAAUCAAAAUCUCGUUCUACGAUUGGACUCUGCCAGCUUUCAAUGUCAGGGGAAGAAUCGUCUUCCGAACAGUCACUGCAGCCUCCUGGCCAACGUCGGCCGUCCGUGUCCGAUCGCUUGACCGCACUCGCAGAUGAGAGCAAGGACUGGUUCGAUUCGAUCCUGAAGACCCGCUCCCAUACGCUUGACUACGCAGCUGAAGGCAAGAACUGGGUCGAAUCAUUCUUCCAAAUGGAGGCUAUUCUAGAGGCACGCAGACGGAGAGAAGAACGCAGAGAGUUGGCCUUUGAGGCUAAGCUCAAAAACUCGGUUCCACAAACGCUUGCAAGCCAGGAGAGUGAAGCUGGAGUUUCGACGUCGUCGAUUGAGCAGUCGACAUCUGUCACGUCGUCGAGGAUCCCACGUCUGAGUGUGCAACCGAACGGAAGACUAAGUCUGAUCAUCCAAGACGAGCCUGCGACUUCGACAGAGAAUCAGGGACUGAGUGGAUACCUCACUCCCGAUCAGCAAGAAUCUGAACUCAAACCGGACGUAAACGAGCCCGACAAGGAUGUUGCUUUCACUGGGUAG